Pteropus alecto (black flying fox) is the source of this 2707-nucleotide messenger RNA. RefSeq names its product centromere protein H (gene CENPH). Bases 98 to 832 code for a protein of 244 amino acids. The record is from RefSeq and is a predicted model, not a curated record. Gene Ontology annotation, biological process: mitotic spindle organization; chromosome segregation; kinetochore assembly. The transcript has 9 exons. Gene Ontology annotation, cellular component: nucleus; kinetochore. Gene Ontology annotation, molecular function: kinetochore binding. NCBI's taxonomy places the organism in Eukaryota, Metazoa, Chordata, Mammalia, Chiroptera, Pteropodidae.
CCAGCCCCUUCCGGGCGUCAAGUUAGUGGCGGGAAAAGUGGUCCCUUCUGUGGUAGCGUCUGGCAGUCCUACGCGGUAUUUUUUUCUGCCAGCCAAGAUGGAGAAGCCAUCCGAGGAGCAUGAGGUUGCCGAGCCCGCGGACUCCCCAGGGGAAGGCGGGCCGCCGCCGGUCUCUGGCGCCGAGGCGGGGCGUCCCGAGGACCACACGACCCUGCUGCUCAGGCUGAGAGCACAGACAAAACAACAACUCUUAGAAUAUAAAUCAAUGAUUGAUGCAAAUGAAGAAAAAACUCCAGAAGAAAUCAUUCCAGAAAAACAAAUUGAAACUAAAAUUGAAGACCUAGAAAAUGAAAUUGAAGAGGUUAAAAUUGCUUCAGAAAUGAAAAAGCUUGCAUUAGACAGGAUGCAACUUUCUACUGCACUUAAGAAAAACCUCGAGAAAAGUAACAUCCAUACUAGUGCGCUCAUGGAUAACAUGAAACAUAUAUUAAAGCUAAAUAAAUUAAUAAUGAAAUCACAGCAGGAAUCUUGGGAUUUAGAAAAAAAACUGCUUGAUGUUAGAAAGAAGAGAUUUGAAUUAAAACAAGCUUCAGAAAGUAAGCUUUUAGAAAUACAGACUGAAAAGAACAAACAGAAAGAUGAUUUGGACUGCAUGGAAAAGUCAGGCGAGAUAAAGACCAUACAACAAAACCUACAAAUGGAGAUACAAAUUACUACAGUUAUUCAACAUGUGUUCCAGAAUCUCAUUUUGGGGAGUAAAGUCAAUUGGGCAGAGGAUUCUGCCUUUAAGGAAACUGUUCUGCAGCUUGAGAAGAAUCUCACCAUGAUCUAAUAAGAAUUCUAUUUUGGCAUCAUUUGUUUCUGUCCUUGGUAUGUCCUUUAAAUAGCAAAUUUCAAGUGAAAUUUUUUUUGGUAUUUUUGGAACUAUCAUAAUACUGCAAUUAUUGUUUAGCUUGAGUUAACACUAUAACAUGGAAUCUAUUGUUUUAAAUAUAAUUAAAGUGACUGGCAUACUUUAAAAGAAUCUGAAAAUCUUAGCCUUGCAAGGAUCCAGAAAGACAUUAUCUAGUCCAGCUUUCCACGCAAUGUGGAUAUUUCCACAACGUUUAUGGAUGUCCCAGCUUUCAUUUGGAAUACUUCCAUGCAUUUCUUUGUCAACCAAAAUAGUAGAAAAAUUAGGAAAGCAUAUCCAUAUCUUUAUUUUUUUAACUGUCAGUUAUAUUUUAUUCAAAUAAAUCUUCUUUUAGAUUUAUCUCACUACAGAUUCUUUUUUUAAGAUGUAAUUGACUUUUAACAUUGUGUAAGUUUAAGGUGUACAGUAUGUUGAUUUGACCACUGUGGCCUUAGGUAACAUCUCCAUCAUGUCACAUAAUUAUCAUUUCUUUUUCAUGGUGAGAACAUUUAAGAUAUAAUGUCUUGGCAACUUUGAAGUAUAUAAUACAGUAUUGUUACCUAAUCACAAUGCUAUGCAUUAGAUCUCCAAAACUUACUCAUCUUCUAACUAUAAGUUUGUACUCUUUGGCCAACAUCUCAAUCCCUGCCUUCCCCCCCUCCCCAACCAUUUCUUUAAACAAAGACCCAAAUAAAGCACCUCACCCUUGAAAAAGAAAAAAAAAUAUGUCCUAAGUGUUAAAAGUUGUGGUCAUUAUAAAGGAAUUGUGACUUUUUCUUUUGUAUUUCUAUAUUUAUUAUGUAUUACUUUUAUAAGUCAAAAAAUGAAUGUUACUCUUCUAAUUAAAAAAUAGAACUUGUCAUUUUUUAUACAUCCCAUUCCAUCUUUUAAAAACUAAUUUGAGCUCUUUAUUAAUUUGGAGCUGUUGAUCAUUUUUAUAGACAAUGUAGUGUUUUCAGCAUUCUUUAAAAGACUUUAAUCUUGAAAAGGCACUGUUUGAGUAAAGCAUCCUAUGAACUAUUUAGAAAAAUGGUUUUUUGAACACGCUAAAUGUUUGACUUCCCCAGGCUGCUCUUCCACCUGGGUCCUGUGCAUGAUUACAGCAACCAGCCUGGUAGCAAUUUCCAUCCGUCUCUACUCCCUUAAUCACAGGCGAGGCGCCAUCCAGAUUGGCACAUGCCAAUCACUUCAUCCUGGCUUUCUCCUGACAGGGAUUUUGCAUAAUAGGUUUUGGCAUUGAAAGCCCAGGGGGCCAUUGUCUGGAACCCAGGGCUUCAGUUUACUCCCGAAUAAUCCACUCCCAAAUAAGUUUCUAUGUCACUAAUUGAGCCAUUAAAUGGCUAGCUCUCCAACCUCCUAAAUUCUAAAACUUUAAGUCAUCGGUCCAUCUCCAUUUCAAUUAAUGUGUUUAAUGGUAACAUUUUUAAGUAUACAAAGUACAAUUACAAAAUAAAAGUUUUCCAUGUAAAAAAAAAAUUAAAAAAACUUGAAAAGAUGUACUGCAGUUGGUUAUAGCAUUUGAAAUCUGUUCUUUAGAUCAAUAAUAGAAAUAGAGAUUUGCCUAAAUUUGUGUUAUAAGCACUUUUCUUUGGAAUAUUUAUACUUUUAUGUCAUUUUUUAAAAUAAACCAUGAUUUAUUUGUAAUUUUAAUAAUAAAUCAUGAUUUGUAAUAUUAUUCCUUAUGCCACAGUUCUUGGAAAUUGUCUAUGUAAGUUGUUGUAAAACAGGUUAUAUUUUUCUUCUAGAAAAACAUUCUGGAAAAUGCCUUCCUGAUCCAAAGAUACAGCAUUGAAUAAAUUAUAGAUGCACAUUUUA